Rhizoctonia solani is the source of this 1431-nucleotide messenger RNA. Its product is annotated as Transposon Ty3-I Gag-Pol polyprotein. The transcript is spliced from 2 exons. The coding region runs from base 1 to 1431 and encodes 476 amino acids. NCBI's taxonomy places the organism in Eukaryota, Fungi, Basidiomycota, Agaricomycetes, Cantharellales, Ceratobasidiaceae. The record is from RefSeq and is a predicted model, not a curated record.
AUGAUAGCCCAGGCGAACAAACAUCGACGCCCGGCGGAUAUAACUCAAGGAGACUUAGUAUAUCUAUCAACGAAGAAUCUAAGGCUCCCAAAAAAGAUAUCACAAAAGCUGGCAAGGAAAUACAUCGGACCAGUAAGAGUGACGAAAGAAAUAGUAAAAGGAACAACAUACGAGUUAGAACUACCGAAUGAUCUAAAAGAUAGGGGCAUACACCCCGUGUUCCACGCGUCGCUGCUGCGCAUUCACGUACCGAAUGAUGAUAACAGGUUCCCUGCAAGGGCGGGAAACCCAACAGUAUCCUUAACGGAUGCACCUAAAGAAUGGGCAGUACGAGCAAUACUGCAGCACGCAGGAAAAGGAAAAGAAACCCGAUAUGAAGUGCUGUGGGCAAACCAAAGCAGAACUUGGGAAGAUUAUCGCGACAUCAAGCAUUUAGUCGCGUUAGACGAAUACCUCGAACUGCAAGGGGUCGAUAGCGUCCUAAACUUACCAUGGACAGCUGAAUACGGAAUAGAGGAACAGGAGUUUGGAAAUGAGCUCAAGGAGAAUGAUAUAAAAACAACUGAAAGCGAGGUACAAGUCAACAGCAUCGCAUUCAAUAACAUACUAGAUGAUAUCAUACACUGUCGCAAUAUGUCUCGUACCAAUACCUCCGUCAAACGACAAAGCGUUUACUCGUUCACUGCCGGCGAGCUUGUCGAUUGCGGCGUAUAUCGCGCCAACCUAUUUCGUGUCAGCCAUGGAUCCCUGGAUACUGCGGGCAGCGAACCGCCAAAGUACCAGGAGUUUAGAUCAAUGCUACACACAAUUCGGGAACAGGGGAGUAACACAAUUACACCAUCAAACCCCGCAGUCGAGAUGCUUACAACGUCGAUGAACGAGCUAGCAAUAGCGUUAGGGCAAGCGAAGCAAGUCGCUCAACAGAAAGGGGUGCCGGCGAAUGAAACAACUCAGAGAUACCCAGUCCGUCCCCGGCACCAAGGGCGACCAAUACAACGCGCAUAUAUACAAGCGCGCCCACCUAUCAACGCUCCUAAGGGGCCAAAAGCCCACAGGAACCCCCUCAUCGAUAGAAUCGGGGCGCGCGUCAGCCCGUACGAAAGGCACAGGACGCGGGGAGGAGCUAGGAGGAGAGAAUGGAGAGAAAAGUGGAGGAAUGAGAAAGCAAAGGAACAAGGAAAGGAGAAUAGAGACACGAAAGGAGACGGAGAGGAGAAACAGACCGAUGCUUACAGAAAAAGCACUGAAGAAACUUCAGGUCCAAGUAGUGGACAUGGUAAUAACAAGGUAGAUGGAGGGGUUACCGGCACCGUUCCCGACAUUCCCGAAAGGGAGAACUAUACUUGUCCCAUAUAUGCCAACAAAACCAAAGAAGUCAUCAACGACGAAGACUGGGACUGGGACCGAUUUGCUAACUCAGAAGCCGAUUGA